CAGAUCUCCAAGUCAUAUGAGGAGACACUGGACAGGUGAUCAGUUGUCAAACAGGAUUAAAAGCACACAUUUAAAACGUCGCUCUUGGCUUCCUGGCGCAGGAAGGAGAAACCUGCCCAUCUGUGUCUGUGUGGGCCGGGUCAUGAGACUCCAGGGGUGGGUCUCCCUCAGCAACCUCGCAGCUGGAUUUCUGUCUUCUUCAGCAUCUUGCAGGCUGGCGGCUCUGAGCAGCCAGAAACACGUGCGUCUGUUCAGUGUGUCCGGUGAGAACAUGGCAGAAGAAGCGAAGAAACUGGCCGCUUACGCCUCCGUGGACAACCACGUCCAGAAUAACCAGGUGGUUGGAGUGGGCAGCGGGUCAACCAUUGUCUAUGCCGUGGACAGAUUAGCUGAGAGAGUGCGUCAGGAGAAACUGAACAUCGUGUGUGUGCCUACCUCUUUCCAGGCUCGUCAGCUGAUUCUGCAGCACGGCCUCACGCUGUCGGAUCUGGACAGGCACCCAGAGCUGGAUGUGGCGAUUGACGGAGCAGAUGAAGUGGAUGCAGAUCUCACGCUGAUAAAAGGUGGAGGCGGCUGCCUGACUCAGGAGAAGAUUGUAGCCGGCUGUGCCAAACAUUUCGUUGUCAUUGCCGACUACAGGAAGGACUCCAAGGCUCUGGGCGAGCAGUGGAAGAAGGGAGUCCCUAUUGAGGUGAUCCCCAUGGCGUACGUCCCUGUCUCCAGGACGAUAGCCAAAAGCUUCGGAGGGGAGGCCAACUUACGAAUGGCUGUCAGUAAAGCAGGUCCCGUGGUCACUGACAACAGCAACUUCAUCCUGGACUGGAAGUUUGAGCACGCUCAGAACUGGAAGGAAGUCAACACCGCAAUCAAGAUGAUUCCAGGGGUGGUGGAGACGGGGCUUUUCGUUGGCAUGGCUGAGCGAGCCUACUUUGGGAUGGAGGAUGGAAGCGUGCAAGUUCGGGAUCCUCCAGUCAACUGAGGAGUUUGCCAUAAUCACAGUCUCUUACCUCCUCUUGAAUGACCUCACUUUCCCCGCAAGUGCCGUGUUCAUGAUUUACACCUGGUCUCGGACUGUGUCGUAGCAGGGAAGUUUUCACACAUCACAAAACCAGAUCCUGUUGAGGAUCACUUGAUUUUUCUCAUCCUGCAAGCGGUGCUUCUGAUUCUGCAUGUUUUAUAGUGCCUGAUGAGUAAAAUCAAGUGCAUCUGUUAUGCUUCCUGUUUUGUUUUGUUUUUUUCAGCCUGUAUUUCCUCAGUUUGGCUGCCUGGUCUCUGCCUGGAAGCGUUGGCUCUUGCUGUAAUGAGCAAGUUUGACUGAAUGUCUGCAGUGCUGUGGUUCUCAUCUAGCUUGGUGAAUCACUUCGGUGCUGCUAAAUAAAGGUGUGCCUUGAUUAUAUUUUAUGAUCUAUUAAAAGACAUGACGCCAUUAUAGUUGCAUUUAAAAAGCUCAUAAUCAUACAUCAAACUAUGGUCAUUUGCUGGGCUGCUGCAAACAAAAGUAUAGUAGUCAAGACAUUUUAAGCAGUGAGAGAGCUGAUAUGCCUUGAAGUGUUUUUGUUUAAUUAGAUUACAGAAUGGGGGAGUUAAAUGAGUUGCAUACUACAACAUAGAAAGUUAUACAUGUCUCAAGAAAUUAAUUUCCUUCAUUAAUAUGCUAAUUUAGACAGCAAGAAGCUCCAAAAAUUAAUAAUGCCAUGGACAGUUUAGGGAAACCCUGUGGUGCAGGUACGAAGCUUCUAUUAUUUGGUAAUUGUGUUAGGAAGACACGUGACACUGUGAUGAUACAAUGUUGUUGGUAUGUGUAUGGUGUACACAUACCAUGCAGCACAGAUGUGGGCUGUAAUAAAUAUAAUGUAGAUUCUGCUGGCAUUAAAACACCACCUAUAGGUGUUGCUACAUUUGCAGCAAAAGGGUUGAGAACCAUCAAACCUUGAAAUCGUCCUUUCACUAAGAGUAUGUACUUCCUGUUGCUGAAACAUGCAGGCUUCGCCGUUCCUUUACUUUCUCUGUGUCACUGAAGCUCCUGGUUUUCUGCUCUGUCGUGUCUUUCAGCAACUCUUGGUUCAUUUUUCAGCCGCACAUGCCAACAAAUUAACAUCCUCCGCUAGGAAUUCUGAUGUUGCGCAGAACAUGUCAACAUGUCCAACUGUACAGGUUAGACAAGUAUAACCACAUGUGCAUCUCAGGAUUUAAACCUGUUAACGACUCCAUUCCGUCACAUAAGAUUCCUUUAAAGUUAUGGUGCGCAGAGCUGGCUUGAAAAUUUUGGAUGUGUAAAUUUGUUUGUCACUCCACUUGUGGGAUACAUGGUCUCUAUGGAAGUUCUAAUGUCCUUGGCUGUUGAAUUUUAGCAUAUGGUAGCCACUGUUGUUGUGGACCAGUAAUCUGGUUUCCUGCUCUGCAACUGUGAGUACAGUGGAAAUCUUUUGUGGUUUUCUCUGGGUUUCAGCAACGUUUCUGUAGAAUUACACUAGUCAAGUCAGUUAAAUUCCACAGCAUCUCACUGUUUGACAAAACAAACAACUGAAUGAAGGUGUACUUUCAUGAACGUAACUCCUUCCACUGUGUUGGUUCUUUUUUGUGCCUGUAAGUUACUUGCAUGACAAUUUCUUAUCUUACACAAGCUGUCUGGUCACAGGAAGUCUUGUGCCAUAAACUUAACUUUGAAUAUAGCUCUAGAAAGACUUGUGAAACACUUUGGGGUAAGGGUGAUGGGCAGCUAUUCUAUAAAAUGGUCACAGUUAAUGGUGAACUGAUGUAGCUCAAAUCUGAACCAACAGCUCCACAAGUAACAUUUGUGCCUUGGCGCACCAAAGCAAUAAAACACUUAUAUUAUUAUUUUUUUUUUUUUUAAUUCAGAUGCAGCAAAAUUAAUUUAUUAUGUAGCUGGUUUCAUUGUUGGAACAACUGCCUGUUGUUAAAAGCUGCAUCAUCAGGUUUUAGGAAAGACAUUUACUUGUAAAAUAUAUAAAAAAAUGCAGUUGAUACAGACAAAAUAAAAAUUCACAAGGUUUGAUUUAAUUUCUGUGCUGCACUUAAAAUCCAAAUUCCAAUAUAUCAUGUUUGGUCAGUUUGUUUCGCAAGGUCCUAUCUCAUUUCUAAUUGGGGAACAUUAAAAAAGAAGCUGUACGUGCAGCUUUAAGGUGUUUUAUAAAAUCUGUGCUCAGUGUGCAGUAGGUUCACUGAGGUAAUGUGUCUCAAAUCAGCACAGUACUGUUGUUGAAAUAGUCUAAAAAUACUAUUUACUAGACUAUUUUCAAAAUGCUACUGCCCCCCCAAACCCCUCUCAAAAAGCAAUCAGAAGCUCAUCACUCCUUUUCUCAAAGAUUCAAAUAGUCAAGUUGUCUUUCCUUACACAAAUGACAAGUAACUUUACUGUCUACAACAACCAUCAUUGGUUUGAAAUGUGUGAUACUUUGUCUUAUUUUUUUUUUUCCUCCAUAUGAUUGAUAUCCCUUCUUUUGGAAAGCAGCUAUUCACUUUGCUUUUGGCUCACAAUGCCUUACACUUUGGUUUUUAAUUAUGUAUGUUUAUGUUUUUGUACUAUACAAUACUAAGAAGGUUAAAUCAACUAGGAAUAUGUGGACUGGUGUGGAUCCAAAACAAGAUCUACCCCAUGUUGGAUCACCAGCAUUUCUUUUAUUCCUUUCUUUACCAAAUGACUGUGAUAAUGAUUUUGCUGUGAAGGUACUAUUUUCUUUGUCAACCAAUACAGGACCAAAAUUGAGUUUAAA
Messenger RNA from Micropterus salmoides (largemouth bass), 3734 nucleotides. It is a transcript of the gene rpia, whose product is annotated as ribose 5-phosphate isomerase A (ribose 5-phosphate epimerase). Gene Ontology annotation, cellular component: intracellular membrane-bounded organelle. NCBI's taxonomy places the organism in Eukaryota, Metazoa, Chordata, Actinopteri, Centrarchiformes, Centrarchidae. The coding region runs from base 17 to 979 and encodes 320 amino acids. Gene Ontology annotation, biological process: pentose-phosphate shunt, non-oxidative branch; D-ribose metabolic process. Gene Ontology annotation, molecular function: ribose-5-phosphate isomerase activity. The transcript has 9 exons. The record is from RefSeq and is a predicted model, not a curated record.